Molecule: messenger RNA, 1399 nt
Organism: Acinonyx jubatus (cheetah)
Lineage: Eukaryota; Metazoa; Chordata; Mammalia; Carnivora; Felidae
Product: olfactory receptor 226
Exons: 1
Coding region: 1-984 (327 amino acids)
Biological process (GO): G protein-coupled receptor signaling pathway
Cellular component (GO): membrane
Molecular function (GO): olfactory receptor activity; G protein-coupled receptor activity
Source: RefSeq, a predicted model, not a curated record
AUGGAGCAGAGGAAUCAGAGUGGGAGGGUAAGUGAGUUUGUGUUGCUGGGCUUCCCGGCUCCUGCGCCACUGCGGGCACUUUUAUUCGCCCUUUCUCUGCUGGCCUAUGUGUUGGUGCUGACUGAAAACACACUCAUCAUUAUGGCAAUUAGAAACCACCCCACCCUUCACAAACCCAUGUACUUCUUUCUGGCUAAUAUGUCCUUCUUGGAGAUCUGGUAUGUUACUGUCACUAUUCCCAAGAUGUUAGCUGGAUUUGCUGGGUCCAAACAGAGCCAGGGACAGCUAAUCUCCUUUGAGGGCUGCAUGACACAGCUCUAUUUUUUCCUGGGACUGGGCUGCACUGAAUGUGUCCUUCUUGCUGUUAUGGCCUAUGAUCGCUAUGUGGCCAUCUGCCAUCCUCUCCACUAUGCUGUCAUUGUCAGCGGUCAGCAGUGUGUGCAGCUUGCUGCUGGCUCCUGGGCUGGAGGUUUUGGUAUCUCCAUGGUCAAAGUUUUUCUCAUUUCUCGCCUCUCCUACUGUGGACCCAACAUCAUCAACCACUUUUUCUGUGAUGUCUCCCCAUUACUCAAUCUUUCAUGUACUGACAUGUCAACAGCAGAGCUUACAGACUUUGUUCUGGCCAUUUUUAUCCUGCUGGGGCCACUCUCUGUCACUGGGGCCUCCUAUAUGGCCAUCACUGGUGCUGUGGUACGAAUUCCCUCAGCUGCUGGGCGCCAUAAAGCCUUUUCCACCUGUGCCUCUCACCUCACUGUUGUGAUCAUCUUCUAUGCAGCCAGUAUCUUCAUCUACGCCCGGCCAAAGGCACUCUCAGCUUUUGACACCAACAAACUGGUUUCUGUACUCUAUGCUGUCAUUGUACCUUUGCUCAACCCCAUCAUUUACUGCUUACGCAAUCAAGAGGUCAAGAGAGCCCUACGCCAUACGCUACACCUAUACCAGGGCCAGGAUGCUAAGCGCAGGAAAGCAAGCAGAGAUGGGUAGAAAAUGCUCUUAAACUUGGCCUCUAUAUCUUCUAUGAAGUCCAGAGGAGUUCUUAUGCCCUAAAUUAGGGACUAGGGCUCAAAAACACCACCAUGGAACUAAUCCAGAAGGAAGAAGAGGGAUGGAUUGCAAGCUGGCAGCUCGAUUUCUGCAGGACAGCACUGUAAAUACAUAUUAGAAUGUUCCAUGUUAUCUACUCUAUUGUAAUUUACAUAGAACAGGUUCACGAAUCAUGCAUCCUGAUGGGAUGAGAAGGAUUGGCUCUGAGCAGAAGACUGACUGCACUUCAAUAUUUAAAUAAGCAAACAAAUGCAGAACUAAUAUCUCUCUAAAUGGCCUUUCCUGGGUUUGCUCUUUGUCUUAGUUCUGUGGCUGAAGGUGUAGAAAAGGAAAGCAGAAUGAGGAAGCCAUUCAA